AAAUCAGGGGGCUCGUUCCCUUAGCAACCCGCUCUGUUGACAUCGCCCGGCGCCAGCGCGGGGCGGGGAACAAGGGCCCCGGGAGAGCAUCGUUCGUUAUUCUGCCUUGGUGGGGCCUCGCCCCCCCCUCACCCCCGCGGGCACCAUGCGCAGGCUGGGCCUGCAGCGGGACCUGGCCGAGGCGGCUGCGCUGGAGCGGAGGCGGCAGCGCGAGCUGCGCAGGCAGAGCCGCAUCUUCAACGCCCGAGUCAGGACCAUCGGGGUUGAUAAGGAUGCUUUGGAUACUCAAAUCAAUGAUAAGAAGAUUCAAGAGGCAAAUGAGAAAGCACGACAUGAUACAAUUGCUGGUGAAAUGAAGCAAAAUGACAAGAUCAUCUGUAUGUUAGAAGAACGGCAGAAACAGGACAUCAAAAACCUAAACAAAGCUGUCACUGAGUUUCAACAGAAUUUUCAGAAGCCAGAAACUCGGCGUGAGUUUGAUUUAUCUGACCCACAGUCCCUGAAGAAGGAUACUCCUGCUCGCCUCUCUGACAAUGACCCUCGAUGUACUGUAUCUGGCUUGCAGAAGUUUCUAGGAGAAGAUUUAAACCAUGAUCAGAGGGUGAAAUUUCAAAAGGAGCAGUCAAGAGAAUGGUCUCUACAGCAACAGAGAGACUGGAAGAAUGCAUUAGCAGACCAGAAAUUUGCAGAGGAUCUCCAUGACAAGAACAGGAUAGACCUAGAUCAUAAGGCUAUGGAACUACAAAGAAAAGAAGUAGAAACCAGACAAGCUGUUUGUGCAGCUACCAAGGAUUUUAAUAGAACCCAGGCUGCAGAAUUUGCAGAAAGAAAAAUGCUAGAAAAGCGUCAGGAAGAAGAAGAUAAUGUGGCUGAAAUUUCUAACCUCUUUCGAGGAGACUUGCUUUCUGAAAACCCAGAACAAGCAGCCAGUUCGUUUGGGCGACAUCGUGUGAUUACUGAUCGAUGGAAAGGAAUGAACCAGGAUCAGCUGAUGGCAAUACGUUACACUCAACAGCAACAAGUUCUGGAGAAACUGAGGCUGCAGGAGGAAGAAAGGCAAAGAAAUGCAGAGUGGGACAGGCAACGUAUACAGGCUGCCAGAGCACAACUUCUUUUUGAGCGGCAUCAACAGCGACUAAAUCGAGAACUUCGCAGAACUCUGGAUAAUACUAAUGCACAACUCUCCCAGGAGCAGAAAUCAAAAAAAAUUUAUCUUCAGGAGGAAGUGUAUUCAAAUUUUCCAACAGGCCAAUAUUUCACACAGUUUAAUACAACUAGCCGGUGACGUAUGAGGCACAUCCACUCUCUGAAAUAUAAAUGUUACAGAAAUUUUGAGAUUACAGCAUGAUUGUCAGAUAACUUAAAGUACAACAAAACCUGAUCUUCAUAUAUGCUUUUCAGAGACCACACUCUAUUUUAAAAUGCAGGAAGAAGUAUGGGAAGAGUAAUUGCUAUUGUUGAGAGCAAAG
This is a messenger RNA of Mauremys reevesii (Reeves's turtle), 1469 nucleotides long. It is a transcript of the gene RIBC2, whose product is annotated as RIB43A domain with coiled-coils 2. Lineage: Eukaryota; Metazoa; Chordata; Testudines; Geoemydidae. The record is from RefSeq and is a predicted model, not a curated record. Bases 146 to 1285 code for a protein of 379 amino acids. The transcript has 8 exons.